AUGUCCCCGUACUAUGUGUCGUACUAUAUCCCGUACUAUGUCCCGUACUAUAUCCCAUACUAUGUGCCGUACUAUGUGCCGUACUAUGUGCCGUACUAUGUCCCGUACUAUGUGCCGUACUAUGUCCCGUACUAUAUCCCGUACUAUGUGCCGUACUAUGUCCCGUACUAUGUGUCGUACUAUAUCCCGUACUAUGUCCCGUACUAUAUCCCGUACUAUGUGCCGUACUAUGUGCCGUACUAUGUGCCGUACUAUAUCCCGUACUAUGUGCCGUACUAUGUCCCGUACUAUGUGUCGUACUAUAUCCCGUACUAUGUCCCGUACUAUAUCCCGUACUAUGUGCCGUACUAUGUACCGUACUAUGUACCGUACUAUGUGCCGUACUAUGUACCGUACUAUGUGCCGUACUAUGUCCCGUACUAUGUGCCGUACUAUAUCCCGUACUAUGUCCCGUACUAUGUCCCGUACUAUGUGCCGUACUAUUAUGUGCCGUACUAUGUGCCGUACUAUGUCCCGUACUAUGUGUCGUACUAUAUCCCGUACUAUGUCCCGUACUAUAUCCCGUACUAUGUGCCGUACUAUGUGCCGUACUAUGUACCGUACUAUGUCCCGUACUAUAUCCCGUACUAUGUGCCGUACUAUGUGCCGUACUAUGUGCCGUACUAUAUCCAGUACUAUGUGCCGUACUAUAUCCCGUACUAUUAUGUGCCGUACUAUAUCCCGUACUAUGUGCCGUACUAUAUCCCGUACUAUAUCCCGUACUAUAUCCCGUACUAUGUCCCGUACUAUGUGCCGUACUAUGUGCCGUACUAUGUGCCGUACUAUAUCCCGUACUAUGUCCCGUACUAUAUCCCGUACUAUAUCCCGUACUAUGUCCCGUACUAUUAUGAGCCGUACUCAGUGCCGUUCUGUGUGCCGUACUAUGUGCCCUUCUAUGUCCCGUACUAUGUGCCGUACUAUGUGCCGUACUAUGUCCCGUAG
Molecule: messenger RNA, 981 nt
Organism: Haliotis rufescens (red abalone)
Lineage: Eukaryota; Metazoa; Mollusca; Gastropoda; Lepetellida; Haliotidae
Product: extensin-2-like
Exons: 4
Coding region: 1-981 (326 amino acids)
Source: RefSeq, a predicted model, not a curated record